AUUUGAAUUUGCUGUCUCUUUCUUGCUUCUCUCUCCCACUUGACCCCCACAUAAAGUUACCAUUUUUAUUAAUGGAUUCGAGUUGAUUUCUUGAACACUGUGUACACCUUUUCACCUUUGCCUCCUUAUCUUUUCUCCUCUCUUCCCUUCUUGUUUUUUUUUUUUUUGAACUGUUUCCCCGAUUUAAUUUCUUGUUUUUCUCCAUUUUUCUGCCUUCAUUCUGAGGUGAAACUAUGGGCAGUUGUUUGAGCAAGAAGAGUGCUUGUGCUGCUUCUUCUCCGGUUGCACUUCCGAACCCACCAGGAAAGCUCAAAUCUGAUGCCCAGAUGGAGAAAAAGAAGGCAGAAGAAGAAAAUGUUGUCAAGAAAGAGAUUUUCAUCAUCAAACACCGGAAAAGCCAUGAAAUCGAGAGGCAGAGGUGUGAUGAGGAGAAGGGUGAGGCCAAGAACGCCGGAGAUAUCGUCGAGAAGGGUAAGAAUGCGGCUUCUGGUAAUGGUGGUCAUGGAAAUGUUAAUGGCGUUAUCGUCGGGGGAGGAGCUCCGGUAAGGACUUCGAGCUGUACGAAAGAAGAGGUGGACGCCAUUUUGAUACAAUGUGGUAGGCUCAGCCGGAGCUCCUCCACCGGGAAGGCUGCACUCUCGUCGGAGAAAAAGUACUCUGGGUCAAAGAGAAGUUAUGAUUUUGACAACGAAAAUGGGAAGUCUGAUGGGAACAAUGCUGAUGGAGACGACGAAGCGGUGGCUAGGGAGAGAGAGAACCGCCGCCGGGAGCGCCACCGCCAGUCUCAGGGGCGCCAGGCGGGGCAGCAGCGGUCUGGAAGCAGAGAAAGAGGCAGCAGCGGUGGUGGGAGGAGAGUGAGCAGAUCUCCUGGCAGAAGAUCUGAAUCUCCAAUUACCACUACUUGCAGUGGGGCUAAUUCUAACUCUUCUUCUGCUGCUGCCAAUGCUAAUUCCAGGCCGGGGAAGAUGGUCUCAGUGCCAGCCACAGUUACGUCCCUAGCAAUGGAUAAGAGUACUAAUUGUGGUAGCAGCAGCGGUGGUGGUGGUGGUGAGGGUAAUGGCGUGGCUGGUGUUAAAAGGAUCCAAGUGAAAAGAAAUGUAGGGGGGGAUGGGGCGGUAGGAACAAGGACCGGAGCAUCGCCUCGUGCUCGGUCGCCUGCUAGAGCAAGAGCUUCAAAUGAGAAUCAAAAUGUGAAUAUGAGCCAAAACCAGCAGCAGCCUAUCUCCCUUAGUCGAAGCAAUUCCAGGAAAGCUGAGAGUUCUCCUUACAGAAGGAACCCUCUUGGUGAGAUUGACAACAAUGUUAUCUCACAGGCUCCUGUUCAGAAGCCAAAUUCUGAAAACAAAACAGUUCAAGGGGCUGAAAACAGAAUCAACAGCAGCAGCAGCCUAGCAAAUGUGAAUUGCAAGAACCAGGAGCAACAGCUGAUGGGAGAAGAGAUGAAGGCACUAUAUGGAGGAAUUGCAGGUCAUGUUGCAUUGAAUGUGAUUUCUUCAGGGCCUGAAAACCCGAAACCCCAUGCAGUUGCAAGAAGCAGAUCAUCCCGUCUCUCCCGAGAUCUGGACAUCAACCCCGAAACACUAUCAAAUCCUAACACGUCAUCAUAUACUGCACUAUUGCUGGAAGACAUCCAGAAUUUCCACCAAAAAAACAACCCUCCUCCUGCCUUUUCUCUCCCACCAUGUGUGACCAAAGCUUGCUCUAUCCUGGAAGCAGUUGCCGACCUCAACUCGAGCACCAGCUCCAACUUGUCCAGUGUUUUUUCUGAGGACCGACGAAGGAAUCCCGUCACUGAGCAAAUGAAUAAGAGUAAUGAGAACAAGUCCUCUUCAGGGGCUAAUCUUGUCGGGAAGACGAAGCCAGAGAUCAAAGACCCCAUUUUGGAGUCUGAGAUUAUUGCUACUGAUGAUCUGAUGGAGCCAAGUUUUCAUAAAUAUGUGACGGUGAGAAGAGGUACAUCAGGAGGUGACGACUUGGAAGAGGAAGAAUCUUCAGGCAGCAACAGUUUUGUUGGCAGUCAGCAGCAGUGGGUGUCUUCUUCUUGCUGGGAACCUAAUUCCGCUGAGUCGACUGACCGGUGGAUGUCGUCUUCUUCACGGUCGGCCAGCAGACAGAAUGAUGUUAGCCCAGUUGGAUUCCAGAGACAUGCUGUAUCUGAACCAGGCCGAGGUUUCGAUGAAAGUGGAAAAAGAAUGAGUGCUACAAAGAAGAGGGAUUCUGAUCAUCAACAGAAUGGUAUUGGGCGAGGCAAAAUUGGAACCCGCGGUCCUCAUGCGGCACCUGCUGCUGCAACCUAAAUAUGUAGGUUUGAAAUGUUCGGGUUUUGCUUAUUGAAUGUUGGUUGCAAACUUGCAACCUCUCUAUAUUAGUUGUUCAGUGGUUCACUACAUUAGUUGCUUCUGUUAUUACCAGUUCUUUUCUUGUUAACUGGAAAACUUCAGUUGAUUAAACAGCUUGUAUUUUAUUUUACAUUGUAGAAAUUUAUCUUUGGCUACUAACUUGUAAUGCUUA
Sesamum indicum (sesame) is the source of this 2511-nucleotide messenger RNA. RefSeq lists its product as uncharacterized. NCBI's taxonomy places the organism in Eukaryota, Viridiplantae, Streptophyta, Magnoliopsida, Lamiales, Pedaliaceae. The record is from RefSeq and is a predicted model, not a curated record.